Canariomyces notabilis is the source of this 2161-nucleotide messenger RNA. RefSeq lists its product as uncharacterized. Lineage: Eukaryota; Fungi; Ascomycota; Sordariomycetes; Sordariales; Chaetomiaceae. The coding region runs from base 406 to 2049 and encodes 547 amino acids. The transcript is spliced from 2 exons. The record is from RefSeq and is a predicted model, not a curated record.
AACGAGUACAACCCCAGUACCGUUUAGAUGGGAACCGGGAGCCCCGUCGGUAGAUGAUGGAUGAAGUAACACCAGUACGAUAUAUGGAAGUCGCGAUUACAGCUGACAUGGACAUCCCAUUGGACAUUCCAUGAGUGAGAUGGCACAGCUGCGGGAGACUUUUGGACGCAUCCGAUUGGAGCACGCGGGGCAUCAAGCUUCAAAUGCCUAAAGAGAGAGCAACUUGAACAUCCCCUCUUCAACCUCCACCUCAGUGAACCCGUCACCCGAUGCUUCUCCCAUCAAUUCACACCAUUCUGAAAGACCAAAAAAGUUCCCUGCAGUUUUUUCACGACAAUCACGCACCUGGAAGGAGACAACAUGGUUUCCUCGUCACGGCGGACACCUCAACACGGGGCGUGCAUCAUGAACUUUCAACCCAGCCUCACCUCGACCGCUGGAUCGGCCGGAUCGGCUGCCCCCGUGCCAUCAUGUGUCUUAAAACAGCAUGCCAAAGCCGAACGGGCCGCAGUCUACCCGCACGUUGAGAGGCUGUACCUGCACGAGAGGUGGAAGCUCCGUCACGUUAGAGCCACCAUGGAGGAGAAAUACCACUUCAAGGCCAGCCCUCAGAUGUACAAAAAACGUUUCGCAAACUGGGGAUUCCGCAAGAAUGCCACAUAUCAGUCGCGGCAGGGGACAAACACCAGCUUGCCCCUGACACCAGCUAGUACCACCCUCGACGCCUGCGCAAUGGCUUUUUUCACCACCGUCAACCAGUGGACGUCAAGAUUCUUCCAGUCCGCCGACUUCAAAAAUUGUCUUGCUUCAAACGGCGUCUGGAAACAGGGGCCACUCUAUCCCCCCGCCCCCUCUUGUGAAAGACCUGCCCUUCUGUACGACCCCGAAAGAGCCAGUUACGCCUUCCGGCUUGUUGCCAGGCUUCUGCGGGAUGGACAGGGCAUCCUCGCCGGUCGAUUGGCCCGAAAGGCCUUCUUGCAAAUUGAAGAUACGAUGCUCAUCGAAAGCCCCGCCUUCAUCUGGAAUCUGCUGGAUAUCAUGCACGCUAUCCUUCGCAUGGGGCAAGCCAAGCUCUUCCAUAUGCUGCUCAUGCACCUUCUUGGCCUUGCAAACUUGCACCAUGACUGCAGGAAUCAUCCAGCAUCUUUGAUUCCGAGUUCUCUGGUGCAACUCAUGCGACAUUGGAGCGCUGAAACUGGGGUGGGAUCUCUCGUAUUGAUGGACCAUAUGCGAGAGAUUGUAGAACGUGGAUGGCUUCUUAACGCCGGUUACUUUGACGCACGGCUCUUGUUUCUCUAUUAUCGUCUGAUGUGGGACUCGACGCCAUCUGCCUUGCCAGAGGACAAGCUACACAACGUUCAUCUCUGGUUUCCUCUUCUUGCCGACCAGGUACCCGUUGUAGCUGCAGAGUUGCAAGAGGCCAAGUCUCGCACAUGCAUUCAUUCCGUCCUCGAGCCUGCUGCCUGUUGUCGGAUAGAGGAUGGCACGGAUAGUGAACCGCCAGACUACGAGCGUAUCCGCGAUAGCACUGCCGCUACUCUCCGUGACAGAUACAGUGCAGACAAUGUCAGCCCAUGUGUGAGGGUUCGCAUUAUACAAGGGCUUCUUAAGAGCAGGAUUGCCGAGGGAAGAGACGACAAGACAACCACAAUGACCCACGCGAGGGCAAACAGUCGUGCUUUGCGCCUUUUUGCCAAAAUUGUAGCAUUCGCGACUAAAGUUCUUGCAGAGGUGGACAUGGAGCUGGGAGGAAACCUCGACGUCGCCAUUGAGCGAUGGCGUGCAGUGAUUGCCCUGCGGGAAUACGGACAAGAUGCUCACGAUCCGAUCGUGAUACACGACUUGGGCUCAUUGGAGGCCUUGCUCCUGAAGAAAGGGUUCGAGGAAGAGGCCGAUAACGUGCGACAGGAGGCACUUUUAAAGGAUGGAAAGCUACGUCGAGAACAUUCCAACUCAUUCGAAUUAAGAGAAGCACGAUGUGAGCCAUCAGCGAAACGCCAACAACGAGUGGAAAAUGUACAUCCCAUACCGGACAAGGCCGGCAACUAGCUUUAACUAUAGAUGUUGUACAAUAGGCGCAAGAGAACGCUCUUUUUUCUACCCAUCUCUUUCAAGCCUCUAGGUACACAUUUAUCGCCACUGAUACUUCCUCUCAAGUAGC